AGGCGGACAUCCACAGUGAACAUGUGGUUCAAUUCCAAGCAGUCCCGAGUACUACAAGUGUAAUUCAGUUAAAAUGUAUCUGAGCCAGGACGAAUUCGCCGGGCCACAGCCCUAUGCGAGUUAUCUGAACGACAGCUCCGGCGAUGCAGCUGGCGCCGUUUUACCUUUGGGCCACGAUUAUCCGGCGGAAUAUCAGCACAUGGUGCACGCUCAUUGGCGUGGCUUUCGUGCGCCCCCGAUCUACUAUCGUGCUGGCAUCUACAUAGCGUUCUGUGUGCUCAUGUCUCUCAAUCUCUUUGGCAAUGGUUUGGUCAUCUGGAUAUUCUCAACCUCGAAAUCUCUGCGUACACCCUCCAAUUUGUUAAUCCUGAAUCUGGCCGUCUUCGAUCUGUUCAUGUGCACCAACAUGCCGCAUUACCUACUCAAUGCUGCACUGGGCUACAUAGCUGGCGGGGAUUUGGGCUGUGAGAUCUAUGCACUGAAUGGCGGCAUCUCGGGCAUGGGUGCCUCAAUUACGAAUGCUUUUAUAGCCUUCGAUCGCUAUAAGACCAUAUCGAAUCCAAUUGAUGGACGCUUGAGCUAUGGCCAGAUUAUAAUGUGCAUUAUCUUCACCUGGAUGUGGGCAACGCCAUUUUCGGUGCUGCCUCUCUUUCAGAUCUGGGGUCGCUAUCUGCCAGAGGGCUUCCUGACUACGUGCAGCUUCGAUUACCUGACCAAUACGGAUGAGAAUCGCCUGUUUGUGCGCACCAUAUUCGUGUGGUCGUACGCCAUACCGAUGACCAUGAUACUCGUCUCCUACUACAAGCUCUUUACCCAUGUGCGCACCCACGAGCGCAUGCUGGCCGACCAGGCCAAGAAGAUGAACGUGAAAUCUCUGUCAGCGAAUGCCAGCAACGAUUCCAUGAGCGUGGAGCUAAGGAUUGCCAAGGCAGCUCUUAUUAUCUAUAUGCUCUUCGUGCUGGCCUGGACGCCCUACUCGGUGGUGGCCUUAAUUGGCUGCUUUGGCGAGCAGCAGCUGAUAACUCCGUUUAUAUCAAUGCUGCCCAUGUUGGCCUGCAAGUCGGUCUCAUGCCUCGAUCCAUGGGUCUAUGCUACGAGCCAUCCCAAGUAUCGCCUGGAACUGGAGCGCCGUCUGCCCUGGCUGGGCAUACGCGAAAAGCAUGCCAGCUCUGGCACAGCAGGUGCGCAGGAGAGUGUGGCCAGUGUCAGCGGCGAUACGUUGGCAAUGAGCGUGCAGAACUAAACGGACAUAGAACACUUAUAUAACACAUACCUAGGUAUAGAUAGUCAAGCAAUGAACUACUAAGAGUUCCAAAAAUACAAAACCAAAAAAAGUUGGCAUUCAAAAAGAGUC
Molecule: messenger RNA, 1354 nt
Organism: Drosophila hydei
Lineage: Eukaryota; Metazoa; Arthropoda; Insecta; Diptera; Drosophilidae
Gene: Rh5
Product: opsin Rh5
Exons: 3
Coding region: 74-1243 (389 amino acids)
Biological process (GO): G protein-coupled receptor signaling pathway; visual perception
Cellular component (GO): membrane
Molecular function (GO): G protein-coupled receptor activity
Source: RefSeq, a predicted model, not a curated record